Messenger RNA from Olea europaea var. sylvestris, 678 nucleotides. RefSeq lists its product as uncharacterized. NCBI's taxonomy places the organism in Eukaryota, Viridiplantae, Streptophyta, Magnoliopsida, Lamiales, Oleaceae. The coding region runs from base 1 to 678 and encodes 225 amino acids. The record is from RefSeq and is a predicted model, not a curated record. The transcript has a single exon.
AUGGGCAAUCGCAUCUCUUGCAAGCACUUUCAAUCUCAUCACCAUGGAAAAGGAAUCAUCAAGCUCAUCAAGUACGAUGGCACCGUCAAAAUCUAUAACCGACCGCUUCAUGUAUCCGAGAUAGUUGAUGAGUUUCCGAAGUACAUGGUCUGUCCUUCUGAUUCAUUUUACAUAGGCCAGAUAAUCCCAUCACUUUCAGAGGAAGAUAAGCUUCAGUUGGGACAAAACUAUUUGCUUCUGCCUAAACACUUGUUUCAUUCCGUCUUUACAUUUACUUUCUUUCUUCAGUGCCAAUCUGGUUGUGCCCUUUUAGCCAAAAAUGCCUCCAGUAAUUGCCGGCCCUUUGAUAUACAGAAAACACCUUCUGGGAGUCUCAGAAUAAGGGUGUCUGAAGAAUUCAUAACACAGUUGAUAGAGCAAGGAAAGAUCAAAGAAAAUGAAGAUCGGCAGCCCAGUUUGGAUAAAAAUAUUAGAGUGUGCAAUACACCUCAGUUGCAGAAAGACUACCAACAGCUGGUUGGGCAAAGACAAUGGAAACCUAAGCUGGAUACAAUUUCUGAGAGGCAUCACAAGAAGAAAAUCUCAAUUAAAAGAAAGAAGAAAAUUCAUUCCCAUAGUUCUCAGGGGUCAAUAAAGCAAGAAGAUAUAUCAAAAGACCUCAUCUUGAGACGGCAUUAG